Carassius carassius (crucian carp) is the source of this 4245-nucleotide messenger RNA. RefSeq names its product fibronectin type III domain containing 3Ba (gene fndc3ba). The transcript is spliced from 26 exons. Gene Ontology annotation, molecular function: protein binding. Lineage: Eukaryota; Metazoa; Chordata; Actinopteri; Cypriniformes; Cyprinidae. The record is from RefSeq and is a predicted model, not a curated record. Bases 187 to 3801 code for a protein of 1204 amino acids.
UCAAGCUCACAUGUGCUGUGGGACAUAAUUGAGAUGGCCGCGGAAUCUCCCCCUGACUGAGCGCUGGAGGAGCAGACUGGAGCGGGGAUUGCCAAAGUUGUGUCUGGGGUGAAAGUGGAGCUCUGGAGUUUCUUUCAAGAUCAUUUUAUUGCAGCGAGAAAGGCAGUCCAGUAAAGUUCUCCAUGAAUGUACGUCACAAUGAUGAUGACAGACCAGAUUCCGCUGGACCUGCCACCACCACUAUUGAACGGGGAGGUGGCCAUGAUUCCGCACAUGAUUAAUGUUAAUGGGGAUGGAUCGCAACAGGUGAUCUUCGUGCAGGUCAACCCUGGAGAGACCUUCACCAUCAGAGCAGAGGAUGGAUCCCUGCAAUGCAUUCAAGGGCCCGCGGAGGUUCCAAUGAUGUCACCCAAUGGAUCCAUCCCACCCAUCCAUGUGCCUCCUGGCUACAUCUCACAGGUGUUGGAGGACAACACAGGGGUCCGGAGAGUGGUGGUCACCCCUCAGUCUCCAGAAUGUUAUCCUCCCAGUUAUUCCCCAGCCAUCUCUCCAACUCAUCACUUGCCUCCAUACAUGGCCCCACCACCCUUUAUUCCCAACUCGCACACGGCCUUCUACCCACCCGUCAGCCCUGGGGACAUCUCCCCCCACCAGUACUACCAGCAUCAUAUCCCACCAAUGUACAAUGAAGAGAUCAUUCCUGUGUAUGGGAUGAACUACAUUGGGCGAGAUGAGCAGUACAAACCACCACCAAAGAAGAUGAAGGACAGACUGGAGCGUCAGAAUCAUCUCAACAGCCCUCCUUCCAUCUAUAAGAGCAACAUGGGCUGCAACAACAUGUACAAUGGCUAUGGCAAGGUCCACGGUAAUCUUGGGGGUGGCGGAGGAGGAGGAAGCAGUCCUGGAGCUAAAAAAACCACACGUGGAGCUCGGAGUAGCCCCAGGUCCAGUGAGCCAGACUUACAAGAUCAUGAUUCAGAAGCAAAGAGAGUUCAGGAUGUUCUCUCGGGAAUGGAAAAACCACAGGUUUUUAACAUCCAGGCCCGGACAGCGCAACUGACCUGGGCUCCACCAGCAGGCCUUCACAACAGAGACAGGCACAGUAACGGACACCCCUUAACCUGCAGCUACGAGGUCAUGCUCUCAGACAAGGGUCGUAACGGGCAGUACCGCAUCAUCUAUUGUGGAGAGGAGUUGGAAUGCAAUUUAAAAGAUCUCAGACCAGCAACUGACUACCACGUAAGAGUGAAUGCUGUGUGCAAUUCUGUGAAGGGUUCGUGCUCUGAGGUGGGGGCUUUCACCACCCACAGCAGUACCCCAGACUGCCCGCUGCCCCCUAAACUGUCCCACCGCACAAAGAGCACGCUCACCCUGCAGUGGAAGGCACCAGUCGAUAAUGGAUCAAAAAUCACCAGUUACCUUUUAGAGUGGGAUGAGGGCAAAAAGAACAACGUUUUCAGAGAAUGUUACUUCGGAAGCCAAAGGCACUACAAACUCACUCAUCUGUGUCCAGCCAUGGCCUACACGUUUCGAGUGGCGGCACGCAGCGACAUAGGAAUGAGUGGCUUUAGUCCUGAGGUGGUUUUCUACACAACUGGAAGUCUGCCCCACCUGCCCCAUGCUCCUCGGCUGGUGCGUGCCGGCAUCACAUGGAUCACGCUGGAGUGGAGCCGCCCAGAUGGCUGCACCGCAGAGGAACCCGUCACAUACACGCUGGAGAUCCAGGAGGAGCACAUUGCAACAGAGUUUCACCCAAAGUACACUGGAGAAAACUUGACAUGUACUGUAGAGGGCCUGAAAAGAAGCACUCAAUAUAAAUUCAGGCUCAUAGCCUCUAACCUGGAGGGCAGGAGCAGUCCCAGUGAGGUGCUGGUGUGUAACACCAGUCCAGACAAACCUGGACCCCCCUCCAGACCCUGCAUCAAGGGCCCCAUCAGACCCUACAGCUUCAGUGUCAAAUGGGAUCCUCCACAAGACAACGGAGGUUCAGAAAUCUUGAAAUACCUCUUAGAGAUUUCAGAAGGAAAUUCUGAUGCCAAUCAGUGGGACAUUGCCUAUAGUGGGCCAGCCACAGAGUGUGUGUGUGAGGACUUGAAACCUGGCACACUGUACAGAUUGCGCACCUGCAGCAUCAGCACAGGCGGCCACAGCCAGUGCUCUGAGAGUCUGCCUGUGCGUACGCUAUCUGUUGCUCCAGGACGUUGCCAGCCUCCCAGAAUUGUGGGUAAAGCAAAACACAAAGAAGUGCACUUACAAUGGGACUGUCCCUCCUCUGAAGGGGCAUGUGAGGUGAGUGAGUACAGUUUGGAAAUGAGGGAGGGAGAAUCUGAGGCUGCCGAGGUCUAUCACGGCUCUGAUCUGGAGUGCACUGUGGGCAGUCUGCUCCCCGGCGCCACCUACAGCUUCCGCCUGCGUGCUGCCAACGAGGCAGGGUAUGGACAAUACUCUGAACCAACAGAAAUAACAACCGCAGCUGGUCCUCCUAGCCAGUGUGCGGCGCCAUCCCUCGUGCUAAUGUCCAAUAGCUGUGUGCUGGUCAGCUGGGAGAGUCCAGAGAGCUCAGGGGCCGACAUCUCUGAGUACCGUCUGGAGUGGGGCCGAGAGGAAGAGCCCAUGGAGCUGAUCUACUGCGGCCCUGACACUCAGUGUGAGAUCUCAGACCUGACACCUGCUACUCAUUACUACUGCAGACUACAGGCAGCAAAUCAGGCAGGUGCAGGACCGUACAGUGAUCAUGUGAGCUGUCAGACCCCCGCCACCAUGCCCGACCCCAUCUCAGUGUUGUGUGUACUUGAGCACGACCCCACAGAAAGUGGUGUCUACACACCUUCCACUUGCCUGGCUUUGAAAUGGGAUGAGCCCUGCAACAAUGGCGCGGAGAUCACAUCUUACACUCUUAAACUGGGAGAGCAGCUCAUCAGCCUGGGCACCAGAACCUGCUAUGUGCUACAGAACCUACAGCCUGACAGUGAAUACAGUUUGCAGAUUCAGGCAGUGAAUGAGAUUGGUGGCAGUUCUUUCUGCCCUCCCCUGCUGGCCUGCACCAGGCCGCUGCCCCCUGUCCCGCCCCGACUGGAGUGCACUGCCGCUGGACCCCAGAGUCUCAAACUCAAGUGGGGAGACAGCAGCAAUGCCAAGAGCCUGCUCGGAGAAGAGAUGGUCUACAACCUGCAGAUGGAGGACAAGAACAGAAGGUUUGUCACAAUUUACAGAGGCCCAAGCCACACAUAUAAGGUACAGCGACUAAAUGAGUCGAGCAGCUACUGUCUCAGGAUUCAAGCUGUGAGUGAGGCAGGAGAGGGCCUUUUCUCUGAAGUACACACCUUCCAUACGACCAAGUCUGUUCCUCCAGCUCUCAAGGCUCCCAAAGUUGUACAGAUGGAAGGGAAUAUGUGUGAGGUGAGCUGGGAGAGCAUUCCACCAAUGAGAGGAGACCCCAUCAUCUACAUCCUACAGGUGCUGGUGGGCCGGGAGUCUGAUUACAAACAGUUAUAUAAGGGAGAAGACACAAGCUUCCAGAUAUCUGGCCUGCAGAACAACACAGACUAUCGCUUCCGUGUGUAUGUGUGUCGGCGGUGUCAGGACAGCACACAGGAGCUGUGUGGCCCUCUCAGCCCAUCCUCGCUCUUCACCCUGCGGCGCACGGAGCUCACCCUACCCGGAGAGCUCAACUCCCCCGAGACCCUGAGGCCCAGCGGCAUGUUCGCCACGGACGAACGCUUCGCGGCAGUCUUAGUCGGGGCUUUCGCGGCCCUGUCUUUCUUCAUCGCUUUUGUGGUGGAAUACUUCUUCAUGAAGUGAAAAUACCGAAAUGAACCAGCAGCCAGCCAAGGGGGAAAAAAAAUUUUUUUUUUGAGAAACACACGAACACUUAAAGUAUGCAUCCGACGCGACGUACUGUGAGCUGAGUAUGUUAUACAGGCUCUCUUCUUGUCUUUCAUUCUUUUCUCUCUCUCUCGCCCUCUCUGAUGCCUUCCAGCCUGCCUGUGCAUCGCUGUGCCACUCACUCUUUCACAGCGUGUGGAUUUUGCUCUGAACUCUUAGGGGAAGCGAAACCACAUCAUCAAGCCUUACAAAGAGUUGCGCAACAGCCUGUUUUUGCAUGCCUAAUUUUUUUUUUGUAUCCCUUUAAGUGUACGUAUAUCUUGGGAGGAAAAUGUAUCUGUAUUUUUACCGCAUUCAUGGCCUUACUUUGUUUUAUGUGUCCAUUUGUUUCUCAGUCAUAUAUAUAUAUAUAUAUAUAUA